CCGUGUUCGCCUCUCUGCCCAUACAGCCAUCCAGUUCUACGACGUCCAAGACCGCCUCGGCUACGACCGACCCAGCAAAGCUGUGGAUUGGCUUAUCAAAAAGGCCAAAGCCGCCAUUGAUGAGCUUGCCGAGCUCCCUGCAUGGAAUCCGAGCACAGCAAACGCAGCCACACAGCAGCAGGAGCAUCUGAAUGAUGAGAACGAGAAUCUUCUUUCCGUACAAUGCGAUGUCUACAAUACAACAGGGAAUCGGAGAGCGACGGUGGUGGGUAGCAACAGCAGAGUUUCAGAGUUUCCUCUGCAAAACUUGCAGCAUACCCAAAUGGGGGAAGGCACUAAUAACAGCACCUCGAGCUUUCUCCCGCCGUCGCUGGACUCGGACUCUAUUGCUGACACCAUCAAGUCCUUCUUCCCUAUAGGCACAGCUGCGGCGGCGGAGACGACUUCGUCGUCGAUUCAAUUCCAGAAUUACCCGCUAGAUUUGCUUUCCAGGACGAGUAGCCAGAACCAAGAUCUGCGGCUUUCUUUGCAAUCUUUUCAAGACCCAAUAUCUAUUCACCGGCAUCAUCAAGCUCAGCAUCAGAGUCAAGGUCAUCAGAGUGAGCACGUCCUUUUUUCCGGUACGGCCGCAUUAAGCGGGUUUGAUGUGACCACCGCUGGUUGGUCUGAGCACAACAACCUCACUCCGGCGGAGAUUAGCCGGUUCCCGAGGUUGACUUCUUGGAAUGCAACUGGUGCAGAAACUGGUAGUGUUGGCGGCAGCGGCGGCAGCGGUCAUGGCGGAGCUGGGAUUAGGAAUGCGGGAUAUGUCUUCAACUCGCAGCACUUGCCAGCUGCGCUGCCACCUUCGCCAUUUAUGCAGCCAUUAUUUGGCGAAAACCAGUUUUUUUCUCAGAGGGGACCCCUUCAGUCCAGUAACACACCUUCAAUUCGCGCUUGGAUUGACCCAUCACUCGCAGCCACUGAUCAUCAACAGCAUCAAAUGCCACCAUCGAUCCACCAAUCUUCCUUCACAGGUUUAGGAUUCGCCUCCGGCGGGUUCUCCGGGUUUCACAUUCCAACGCGAAUUCAAGGUGAGGAGGAGCACGAUGGCAUUUCAGACAAGCCAUCCUCUGCUUCCUCUGAUUCUCGCCAUUGAUUUGAUCAAAAUCCCAAGAUCUCUCUUUCAACAGGUGUGCAUCUUUGAUUAGAAGGUCAUGGUCAUAGCAGCAGUCAAGCCACCGCAUGGUCCUCAAGAGGGCAGAAUUUUGGGUCGUUUUGUUUCAAUGGCCUUUACCAUGGAAAUAGUGGAUCUGAGUGCUUUUUCAGGUCUUAUGGUCCAUGGUUUAUUUAGCUUCUGUCAGUUUUUUAUGUUAUUUCAUGCUGGGAAAAAAAAAAGAGAACUCUUUAGUUCUAGUCUUUGCUGAAUCCUUCGAUGGAACUACCUUUCAUAUUUGUUUCUGUAGCAAGACUUCGAUUAUUAUGAUUACUUUCUUCCAAUAUUUCAAUUUUAGUUUCUCUGGA
Messenger RNA from Momordica charantia (bitter melon), 1503 nucleotides. RefSeq names its product TCP family transcription factor 4 (gene TCP4). Gene Ontology annotation, molecular function: sequence-specific DNA binding; DNA-binding transcription factor activity. Gene Ontology annotation, cellular component: nucleus. Lineage: Eukaryota; Viridiplantae; Streptophyta; Magnoliopsida; Cucurbitales; Cucurbitaceae. The record is from RefSeq and is a predicted model, not a curated record.